This is a messenger RNA of Corythoichthys intestinalis (scribbled pipefish), 1863 nucleotides long. RefSeq names its product death-inducer obliterator 1-like. The coding region runs from base 1153 to 1863 and encodes 236 amino acids. The record is from RefSeq and is a predicted model, not a curated record. The transcript is spliced from 7 exons. Lineage: Eukaryota; Metazoa; Chordata; Actinopteri; Syngnathiformes; Syngnathidae.
CCGGCCUCGCCUGCGCGGUGCUGCACGGCGCGCUCUUCGUCAUGGGCGUCCUCCAGACCGUUCUGCUCGGACGUCCCGCAUCUGGCGUCCUGGACGGCUGCCUGACCGUCGCUUUCGGUCGCCCGCUGACUGACAUCCUGGGCGUCCUCCAGACUGUUCUGCUUGGGCGUCCCGCAUCUGGCAUCCUGGACGGCCGCCUGACUGUCCGUUCGGUCGUUCUCCACUGACGCCCUGGCCGCGCAACCCUUCCGUUCUGUGCUGUUGAUUCGGGUUGCGCAUGGCGUCCUGUGUGGGUGAAUUCUAGGGGGACCUGUGUGGUGACCCUUUGUUUGGCACAAUUCACCCACCAUACUUGAGUGUCCAUUUGGCCGUGCGCGUUACCGGCUGCGUCAGUCACGUGACAGAAACUAUAAAGAGCUGCGCGCGUUCCGGCUCAUUAGAGAGAGUGUACGAGAGUUCACAGAGAGUAGUUACAGAGCUGGACACAGCAAUUGUGCAAUAAAGACUCUUAACAACGCAUCCCGCUUCACUGGUGACCCCGACGAGCCUCGCUGAAGUCUGAGGCAUUUUGAACACUUUACGCAAUGGCGGAUACUUGCUUUUUCGAGUUAAGAAGCUAAUGUUAGCAACACUAGCGCGAAUCGUUUGAAAGAAUUUAACUGAUUAGAACUUGGUAGUUUUUUUCCUUUUUCUUGCCUUUUUCUUGGGGUAAUUUUCACUUGAGUUUGUUUGCGUUUGCUGUGAUUUUAGUUUUUUUCAACAUGAUAAAUGCCUGAGCAUUAUGGCCUCAUUUUCUCGGGCAGAUAAGGGAAAGAACAAUGAAGAGAUCUCAAAACAUUGAGACAUUCUUUAUUGUCAAGAAGAAAAAAAGAUCAGCUGCUGGAGACAGUGGGGCUACAGCAUCCUCUUCAGGACAGCAUUCAGCAGAGAUUCUCAUCUGUGAGGGUGACAGCCAUUCAGAUGAGGAUCCAUAAGCGUCUAUAUGUGAAAGUGGCAGCGACACAGACGAGGCUCCACAUUCUCCGCUCCCCACAUCGUCCCAGUCAUCAGAUAUAUCACGGUGCCCAGCCGAUGGACCAUCACGGCCAUACCUGAGGAUGUAUCCCAGGACGGUGCAGGCAGGGAGGAAGAGAUCCUUUAACAGCUCAUGCAAUGAGUUCGUACCAGGACCCGGGACUUAGUAGUCAAGCCACAAAACAGGCCCUCAUGUUACACGCUUUUGGGAGAUAUGUACGCACCAACGAAGAUAGGCUUGCGAGGGCAGUCCAACAGUGGGACCAGGACCGGGACGAGGGUCUGGUGCAGGCCCAGGGCCGGACGCAGGCCCAGCAGGCAAAAACAAUGAGUUCGUACCAGGACCCGGGACCGAGUAGUCAGGCCUCAAAAGAGGCCCUCAUGUUCUAUGCUUAUGGGAGAUACGUACGCCCCAACGAAGACAGGGUUAAGAGGGCGGCCAAAAAGUGGGACCAGGACCGGGACGAGGACCGGGCGCAGGACGAGGACCGGGCGCAGGACGAGGACCGGGCGCAGGACGAGGACCGGGCGCAGGACGAGGACCGGGCGCAGGACGAGGACCGGGCCCAGGGCCCGCCGCAGGCCCAGGGCCCGCCGCAGGCCCAGGGCCCGCCGCAGGCCCAGGGCCCGCCGCAGGCCCAGGGCCCGCCGCAGGCCCAGGGCCCGCCGCAGGCCCAGCAGGCAAAAACAAUGAGUUCGUACCAGGACCCGGGACCGAGUAGUCAGGCCUCAAAAGAGGCCCUCAUGUUCUAUGCUUAUGGGAGAUACGUACGCCCCAACGAAGACAGGGUUAAGAGGGCGGCCAAAAAGUGGGACCAGGACCGGGCGCAGGCCCAGGGCCCGGCGUAG